This is a messenger RNA of Gasterosteus aculeatus aculeatus (three-spined stickleback), 6196 nucleotides long. NCBI's taxonomy places the organism in Eukaryota, Metazoa, Chordata, Actinopteri, Perciformes, Gasterosteidae. The record is from RefSeq and is a predicted model, not a curated record.
CACUGAUCUCUCUAUAUAAGAAGGGAGGCUGGACGAACCCAAGGACCGACAGACGCCAAGUCAAGAAUCAUCCUUAGUCCAUCAAUACCUGUUCACCUGAGAGGAGGGCAGAAGUGAGCGGUCACGAUGAGUACGGACGGUGAAAUGCAGUGUUUUGGGCCGGCAGCCCUUUACCUCCGGAAACCUGAAAGGGAGAGAAUAGAAGCUCAGAACACUCCCUUUGAUGCCAAAACUGCGUACUUUGUGACCGAGCCGGCAGAGAUGUACCUCAAGGGGAAACUCACAAAGAAAGAGGGCGGCAAAGCCACCGUGGAGACUCUCUGUGGAAAGACGAUCACUGUGAAAGACACUGAAAUCUUUCCCAUGAACCCGCCAAAGUACGACAAGAUUGAGGACAUGGCCAUGAUGACCCACCUCAGCGAGCCUUCUGUGCUGUACAACCUCAAAGAGCGCUACGCAGCAUGGAUGAUCUACACCUACUCGGGGCUGUUCUGCGUGACUGUGAACCCGUACAAGUGGCUCCCGGUGUACGAUGCAGUGGUUGUGGCCGGGUACAGAGGCAAAAAGAGGAUUGAGGCUCCUCCCCACAUCUUCUCCAUCUCUGAUAACGCCUAUCAGUUCAUGCUCACUGACCGUGAUAAUCAGUCAAUCCUCAUCACCGGGGAAUCUGGUGCAGGAAAGACUGUCAACACCAAAAGAGUCAUCCAGUACUUUGCGACAAUCGCAGUGGCUGGAGGGAAGAAGGUUGAGACCUCUGGAAAAAUCCAGGGGUCGCUGGAGGAUCAAAUCAUUGCAGCCAAUCCCCUGCUGGAGGCUUAUGGUAACGCCAAGACUGUGAGGAAUGACAACUCAUCCCGCUUUGGUAAAUUCAUCAGAAUCCACUUUGGAACAACUGGGAAGCUGGCCUCAGCAGACAUUGAAACAUAUCUGCUGGAGAAGUCUCGCGUGACGUUCCAGCUGUCUGCUGAGAGGAGCUACCACAUCUUCUACCAGCUGAUGACAGGCCACAAGCCCGAGCUGAUCGAGGGUCUUCUAAUCACCACCAAUCCAUACGACUAUCCCAUGAUCAGUCAAGGGGAAAUCACUGUCAAGAGUAUUGACGAUGUGGAAGAGUUCAUCGCCACUGAUACUGCCAUUGACAUCCUGGGCUUCACUGGAGAUGAGAAGGGGAGCAUCUACAAGCUGACCGGUGCGGUGAUGCAUCACGGAGCCAUGAGGUUCAAGCAGAAGCAGCGUGAAGAGCAGGCUGAGCCCGAUGGCACUGAGGUCGCUGAUAAAAUCGCCUACCUCAUGGGCUUGAACUCAGCCGAUGUCCUGAAGGCACUGUGCUACCCAAGGGUGAAAGUCGGGAAUGAGUUUGUGACUAAAGGCCAGACUGUGCCUCAGGUCAACAACUCCGUCUCGGCUCUCUGCAAGUCUGUCUAUGAGAAGAUGUUCUUGUGGAUGGUCGUCAGAAUCAACGAGAUGCUGGACACCAGGCAGCCGAGACAGUUCUUCAUCGGCGUCCUGGAUAUUGCCGGGUUUGAAAUUUUUGAUUUCAACAGCUUGGAGCAGCUGUGCAUCAACUUCACCAACGAAAAACUGCAACAGUUUUUCAACCACCACAUGUUUGUGCUGGAGCAAGAAGAGUACAAGAAAGAGGGAAUUGAAUGGGAGUUCAUUGACUUUGGUAUGGACUUGGCUGCCUGCAUUGAGCUGAUUGAGAAGCCAAUGGGCAUCUUCUCCAUCCUUGAAGAGGAGUGCAUGUUCCCCAAGGCGUCAGACGUCACCUUCAAGAACAAACUGUACGACCAGCAUCUUGGUAAAACCAAGGCUUUUGAGAAGCCGAAACCUGCCAAAGGCAAAGCUGAAGCUCACUUUUCUCUGGUGCACUACGCCGGCACCGUUGAUUACAACAUCAACGGGUGGCUGGAUAAGAACAAAGACCCCCUGAACGACUCAGUGGUUCAGCUCUACCAGAAGUCUUCAGUUAAACUGUUGGCUCACCUCUAUGCAUCGCAUGCCGGAUCAGAAGCUGAUGCCGGUGGCUCAAAGAAGGGAGGCAAGAAGAAGGGCGGUUCCUUUCAGACUGUGUCUGCAUUGUUCAGGGAGAAUUUGGGCAAGCUGAUGACAAAUUUGAGGAGCACACAUCCUCAUUUUGUGCGUUGCCUGAUUCCCAAUGAAUCAAAGACACCAGGCCUCAUGGAGAACUUCCUGGUCAUCCACCAGCUGAGGUGUAACGGUGUGCUGGAAGGUAUCAGGAUCUGCAGGAAAGGUUUCCCCAGUAGGAUCCUCUAUGGUGACUUCAAGCAGAGAUACAAAGUAUUGAAUGCUAGCGUCAUCCCCGAGGGACAGUUCAUUGACAACAAGAAAGCCUCAGAGAAACUGCUGGGAUCCAUCAACGUGGACCAAACUCAGUACAAGUUUGGCCACACCAAGGUGUUCUUCAAAGCCGGUCUUCUGGGAGUUCUGGAGGAGAUGCGAGAUGAGAAACUGGCUGAACUGGUCACAAUGACUCAAGCUCUCUGCAGAGGUUUCCUCAUGAGGACCGAGUUUGUCAAAAUGAUGGAGAGAAGGGAGGCAGUUUACUCCAUCCAGUACAACAUUCGCUCAUUCAUGAACGUCAAAACCUGGCCAUGGAUGAAGCUGUACUUCAAGAUCAAGCCUCUACUAAAGAGUGCAGAGACGGAGAAAGAAAUGGCCCAAAUGAAAGAAACCUUUGAAAAGACCAAAGAGGAUCUAGCAAAGGCUCUGGCUAAGAAGAAAGAACUGGAGGAGAAGAUGGUUUCUCUCCUGCAGGAGAAAAAUGACUUGUUGAUGCAAGUGCAAUCUGAAGGUGAAAACCUCAGUGAUGCAGAGGAAAGGUGCGAAGGGCUCAUUAAGGCAAAAAUCCAACUUGAGGCCAAACUUAAGGAGACGUCGGAGAGACUGGAGGAUGAGGAGGAAAUGAAUGCUGAGCUGACUGCAAAGAAGAGGAAGCUGGAGGACGAGUGCUCCGAGUUGAAGAAAGACAUCGAUGACUUGGAGCUCACUCUGGCCAAAGUGGAGAAGGAGAAGCACGCCACUGAGAAUAAGGUUAAAAACCUGGUUGAGGAAAUGGCAUCUCAAGAUGAGACCAUUGCCAAGUUGACCAAAGAGAAGAAAGCCCUCCAAGAGGCCCAUCAGCAGACCCUCGAUGACCUGCAGGCAGAGGAAGACAAAGUCAACACUCUGACAAAGGCCAAGACCAAGCUGGAGCAGCAAGUGGACGAUCUUGAAGGUUCUCUGGAGCAAGAAAAGAAACUCCGUAUGGACCUUGAGCGAGCAAAAAGGAAGCUCGAAGGAGAUCUAAAGCUGGCCCAGGAAUCCAUAAUGGACCUGGAGAACGACAAGCAGCAGUCAGAUGAGAAAAUAAAGAAGAAGGACUUUGAGACAAGCCAGCUGCUGAGUAAGAUCGAGGAUGAGCAGACCCUGGGAAUCCAGCUACAGAAAAAGAUUAAGGAGCUGCAGGCUCGUAUUGAGGAGCUGGAAGAGGAGAUCGAGGCUGAACGAGCCGCUCGGGCCAAAGUGGAGAAGCAGAGGUCCGAUCUUUCCAGGGAACUUGAGGAGAUCAGCGAGAGGCUGGAAGAAGCUGGCGGAGCAACAUCCGCUCAGAUCGAGAUGAACAAGAAGCGCGAGGCCGAGUUCCAGAAGCUGCGUCGCGAUCUGGAAGAGUCCACCCUGCAGCACGAGGCCACCGCCGCAGCUCUCCGCAAGAAGCAGGCCGACAGUGUGGCCGAGCUGGGAGAGCAGAUCGACAACCUGCAGAGGGUCAAACAGAAGCUGGAGAAAGAGAAGAGUGAAUACAAGAUGGAGAUCGACGACCUCAGCAGCAAUAUGGAGUCUGUAGCCAAAUCAAAGGGGAACCUUGAGAAGUUGUGCAGGACACUGGAAGAUCAGCUGAGUGAGCUCAAAUCGAAGAACGACGAAAAUGUUCGUCACCUGAAUGACCUGAGUGUACAGAAAGCGAGACUUCAAACUGAAAAUGGUGAAUCUUCGCGUCAGCUGGAAGAGAAAGAAGCUCUUGUCUCUCAGCUGACGAGAGGCAAGCAGGCUUACACUCAACAGAUUGAGGAGCUGAAGAGGCACAUCGAGGAGGAAGUCAAGGCCAAGAACGCCCUGGCUCAUGCUGUUCAGUCGGCUCGCCAUGACUGCGACCUGCUCAGGGAGCAGUAUGAGGAGGAGCAGGAGGCCAAGGCCGAGCUGCAGCGGGCGAUGUCAAAGGCCAACAGCGAGGUGGCUCAGUGGAGAGCCAAAUACGAGACCGAUGCCAUUCAGCGCACCGAGGAGCUGGAGGAGGCCAAGAAAAAGCUCGCCCAGCGUCUCCAGGAUGCAGAGGAAUCCAUCGAGGCUGUGAAUGCAAAAUGUGCCUCUCUGGAAAAGACGAAACAGAGGCUGCAGGGUGAAGUGGAGGACCUGAUGAUUGAUGUGGAGAGAGCUAACGCUCUGGCUGCUAACCUUGACAAGAAGCAAAGGAACUUUGACAAGGUUCUUGCCGAGUGGAAGCAGAAGUAUGAAGAAAGCCAGGCAGAGCUGGAGGGAGCUCAAAAGGAGGCUCGGUCCUUAAGCACUGAGAUGUUCAAGCUGAAAAACUCAUAUGAGGAAUCUCUGGACCACCUGGAGACCUUAAAGAGAGAGAACAAGAACCUGCAACAGGAGAUUUCUGACUUAAGUGAACAACUUGGUGACACUGGAAAAACGAUUCAUGAGCUUGAGAAGGGAAAGAAAACAGUGGAAGGCGAGAAGACGGAGAUCCAGACUGCUCUAGAGGAGGCAGAGGUAAAUAUCAGCAGAACUUUGGAAGAGGCUGAGACUGAUCUUGUGGUCAUAGCAGGACUUGACACAGUACUAUGCUCCCUAUUUGUUACUCAGCCUCUGUUUCUGUAUUUUGAACAAAGGACCUUUUGUGUGCACACUUGUUCGCAGGCUACCCUGGAGCAUGAAGAAUCCAAGAUAAUGCGCAUUCAGCUUGAACUCACCCAAGUCAAGAGUGAAAUUGAUAGGAAACUUGCGGAGAAAGACGAGGAGAUCGAGCAGAUCAAGAGGAACAGCCAGAGAGUGAUUGAGUCCAUGCAGAGCACUUUGGAUUCCGAGGUCAGGAGCAGGAACGAUGCCCUGAGAAUCAAGAAGAAGAUGGAGGGAGACCUCAACGAGAUGGAGAUCCAGCUGAGCCACGCCAACCGCCAGGCCGCCGAAGCCCAGAAACAGCUGAGGAACGUGCAGGGACAGCUUAAGGAUGCCCAACUUCAUCUGGACGAUGCCAUUCGAGGCCAGGAAGACAUGAAGGAGCAGGUCGCCAUGGUGGAGCGCAGGAACAACCUGAUGCUGGCCGAGAUCGAGGAGCUGAGGGCGGCACUGGAGCAGACGGAAAGGAGCCGCAAAGUGGCUGAACAGGAGCUGGUCGACGCCAGCGAGCGCGUGGGACUGCUGCACUCGCAGAAUACCAGCCUCAUCAACACAAAGAAGAAGAUGGAAGCUGACCUUGUCCAGGUCCAGGGUGAAGUGGAGGAUUCUGUCCAGGAGGCAAGAAAUGCUGAAGAAAAGGCCAAGAAGGCAAUCACUGAUGCUGCCAUGAUGGCAGAAGAGCUGAAAAAGGAGCAGGACACCAGCUCCCACUUGGAGAGGAUGAAGAAGAACCUGGAGGUGACAGUAAAGGACCUGCAGCAUCGCCUGGAUGAGGCUGAGAAUCUGGCCAUGAAGGGCGGCAAGAAGCAGCUCCAGAAACUGGAGGCCAGGGUGCGUGAGCUGGAAUCUGAAGUUGAAGCCGAGCAGAGACGAGGAGCCGAUGCUGUCAAAGGUGUUCGCAAAUACGAGAGAAGAGUGAAGGAGCUCACCUACCAGACAGAGGAGGACAAGAAGAAUAUCACCAGACUUCAGGAUCUGGUGGACAAGCUGCAGCUGAAAGUGAAGGCCUACAAGAGGCAGUCGGAGGAAGCUGAGGAGCAGGCCAACACUCACCUGUCCAGGUACAGGAAGGUGCAGCACGAGAUGGAGGAGGCGCAGGAGAGAGCCGACAUCGCUGAGUCUCAGGUCAACAAACUGAGAGCGAAGAGUCGGGAAAUUGGAAAAGCGAAGGACGCUGAGGAAUAAACUGCAAACUACUUGAGAGACACAAAUGAAAAUCAUAUAAUAUGCUUUUUCAUUUAACUGCUCUCACCUAUUGUUGUAGACCUAUAUUGAAUAAAUUACAUUGAAAGUC